Messenger RNA from Capronia coronata CBS 617.96, 1761 nucleotides. RefSeq lists its product as uncharacterized. Bases 1 to 1761 code for a protein of 586 amino acids. Gene Ontology annotation, biological process: transmembrane transport. Gene Ontology annotation, molecular function: transmembrane transporter activity. The transcript has a single exon. NCBI's taxonomy places the organism in Eukaryota, Fungi, Ascomycota, Eurotiomycetes, Chaetothyriales, Herpotrichiellaceae. The record is from RefSeq and is a predicted model, not a curated record.
AUGGCGCUGGAUCCAACGGAAAAGCAUUGUCUGGUCACCGACUCAUCAAAUGAUGUUGCAAGAACAGCUGCGUCUCCAGAUCACCAUACACAGCAUACCAUGGACGGCGACCAACGCUGUAUCGAGGAUCGAUGCGAAGAGCACACUCCGGGAAACGAAGACAGAAGCACAUGUCCCCUCAGUAAUCAGCUUUCUGCGCCAAAGAACCGUCUGUGUGAGAAGAUGGUGGACCAAGGGAAAGAAGAUCACGCUCCCGCGACUGCCAAUGUUACAAGCGGCAUUCAAGUGCUGACUCCGGCCGCAGCAACGACGGCAGUAUUAGGAGUAGGAGCAAACACAGAGGAACCUGAGCCACGGAUUCUGGUCCGUUGGGAUGACAACGACCCUCGCAAUCCAUUCAACUGGAGUGUCACGUAUAAAAGUUGGAUCAUGUUCCAACUCGGCAUGUUAGCCCUGGCUGGAUCACUAGGGUCGAGCAUCAUUUCACCUGCGAGCGAGGUGCUGGCGCAGGAGCUGGGCACAGAUCUCGAAACCAACGUGCUGAACGUAUCAUUGUACGUGGUGGGAUUUGCCGUUGGUCCUCUGCUCUGGGCGCCGCUCUCCGAAGUCUUCGGGCGGCGAGUGAGCAUGAUCCCGGCCAUGACGGCGUUGGCCUUGUUAAGCAUCGGGACAGCGACCAGCCACAGCGCGGCCGCCAUCUUCAUCACCCGGUUUUUCGGGGGCGUCUUUGGCUCCGCCCCGAUCAGCAACGUCGUCGCUGCGCUGGGAGAUAUCUGGACGCGCGAGGUCCGCGGCACGGCCGUCAGUCUCUAUGCGAUUUGCGUGGUGGGCGGACCGACCUUGGGCCCUACGAUCGGGGCCGCGCUUGUGGUGAAUCACAACCUGGGAUGGAGGUGGACCGAAUAUAUCCUGGCGAUUUGGGUCUUCGCGGUCACCUUUCUGGCCUUUUUUUGUCUCCCGGAAAUCUACGGCCCUGUGCUGCUGAAGCGAAAAGCAGUAGACUUGCGCAAAGACACGGGCAACGACCGGUACUUCCAUCCACAGGAGGACGUCAAGAUCGACAUUCAGUCCAUUAUUACGAAACAGCUCACCCGGCCGCUCCUUAUGUUGGUGACCGAGCCGAUUGUCACCUGUAUCGCGCUGUACGCUUCCUUUGUGUAUGCCAUUCUAUAUCUCACGCUCGAGGCCUUCCCGAUUGUCUUCCAGCAGCUUCGGCAUUAUCGACUGGUGGUCUCAACCUUACCAUUCCUGGGUCUGUUCAUCGGUGUCAAUUGCGCCCUGGUCAUCAACCUGGGCAAUCAACCACGCUACAUCCGCAAAUGUCGCGAGGCCAAAGGACAGCCUGUGCCGGAAGCGCGCCUGCCGCCCAUGGCCAUUGGCGCCGUCUUGUUCGUCGUGGGGCUGUUCCUGUUCGGCUGGACCGCUCCAGCUCACUACUCUUGGGUCUUGCCGUCGCUGGGCGCCGUCUUCAUAGGAGCAGGCUUCAACUCCAUCUUUCAACAGUGCCUGAACUUCCUGGUCGAUGUCUACGGCCAGUACGCCGCCAGUGCGACAGCCGCCAACACGUUUCUGCGAAGCCUCCUGUCCUGUGGCUUGCCUCUGGCGGUUCGGCCCAUGUUCUUCGCCAUGGGCGUGGGGCCGGCCAUGUCGGUGAUGGGAGCCGUCGCGGCGGCCGCCCUGCCUGUGCCUUUUGUUUUCAUGAAGUACGGCCAUGCUUUGCGUCGAAGAUCAAAGUUUGCACCGAUGCCAAAGGAAACCUGA